Molecule: messenger RNA, 2319 nt
Organism: Diachasma alloeum
Lineage: Eukaryota; Metazoa; Arthropoda; Insecta; Hymenoptera; Braconidae
Exons: 4
Coding region: 448-2319 (623 amino acids)
Source: RefSeq, a predicted model, not a curated record
UCACCAGCUUCAAUCUUCGUAGUGUUUAGUAUUGAACUUAAGGCGUUUGUCAUGGCUUAUUGAUUAUUAUUCAAUGCAUUUUUCGAAAUGAUAACGAGCUGCAUUUCUCAAUCUGUUAAGGAGAGACUGAGCUAAAAUGUACCGGAGACAGAAAUAUGGUAUUUGUAGUUGUCAUGGCACAAACACAGGGUUUAGUUUGAAACAUGUAAGGAAGAAAUCCAAGGAUAUGUGAAGAAAAAUUACAUUCUGGCAUCCAAGGAAAGGAUCAGUUUUCAACUCUAAUUAUAUAAUGGACUCAAGAAGAUUCCAGAGAAAUGUCUACAUUCCUCGAAAAUGGGCCGCAUAGCAAACGUCUCUCAGGAAGAGGUUAUCGUGUUAAUCGAGAAAUAAAUCGACCGUUUCUCAUCCAACGAUUUUCCAGCCCAUUCAGAUCCUAUAUGGCACAAAAUGAGUUGCGACAUGGAUGGUCGUCUCAUUCCUCGUUCAAUUUAUACACACGUAAGAUAUGAUAAGCGAGGGGACGUGAGUCAAGCCCGAAGGAAUCAGGGUAUAUCAGUAGCCCCAAAAGCCAAACUUCUACUCAUUGACGCUCAGGCAGAUUCUGAUGGUGAACAGUUCGAAGAUGUCGCCGAAGACUACGUACCUGAUACUUCUAAUGUUGAAAACCAAGUGGACUUUGAAACUUUCCAUCUUCAACUGUCUAGAGAAGAAUGGGAAUUAAUCAAACCCGACGACACUAAGAGCAAAACAAGACUGAAAAAGGAAACUUGGGCUUCAGUUAUAACUGGCGCUUUCUACAAAAAAUACGCUUUCAACUGUGCAUUCCUUGCGAAAUACUCUUACGUACGUUCAAAUCCGAACUCACAGAAGGAUAAACCGUAUUUAAAAUUUGAAGCCUACUGUAAAGACGAGGAGAAUUGUCGAAACAUUUUGAUCGGUACCUCGGAUAAAGAACCUGACGAGAGAGGCUUGCAACUGACAAUCAAAACCCGUGACACACGCCGAGACUACCACGUUGAAGUCACGAGACCCGUGAGGGGCCUCGAAAGAGAACAGGUUGGGAAGAGACUGGAGACACAGACUGCGAGUAAUUAUCGAGAAGAACUAUUGAGGAAUGAUAUGAAAUGCGGGGGGAAUAUUCCACCUCAUGUUCAAGAGAAUUAUAUCUACAGGCAGAUCAGAAUGGAAGGAGAAAAAAAAAGAACUGGCUUGCCGAAAAAUGAAAAAAUUGAUGUUAUUAAAUGUCUACAGAAAAUGGUUACAGAUCCUCUGUUUCCUAACGCGAUACACAAUAUAGGAUGCUCAAAAUUUUUCAUCUUCUAUUGGACGCCUGAUCAAGUGAAAGUUUUCAACGAGUAUGUUCGAUUAUUGGGAAAAUUGUCAGCCAUUUCAAUAGAUGCCUCGGGAAAAUUUAUCAAAAGUUUUGAAAUUUGUCCAGGGAGAAUGACUGGACAUGCUUAUUUAUAUACUAUUACAAUCAAAUUUGAGGGAAAGACCAUCUGUGUUUGUCAAAUGGUAACAGAAAUACACACUGAAGCUUUCACAGAACUUUGGCUGAGAUCAUGGAGAGAGUCAGGUGCCAAAGCACCCGGUGAGGUGUGGAGCGAUUAUCAGCGUGCCAUACCUAUGGCUUCGUGUGUUACGUUUAAUGAGCUCACAUUGAAAGACUACGUUGACGCACUUUUUACUUGGGCUUGGAAUGGAAAAAUACAACCUUUGGGAAUCAGGACGCUUAUCCGAAUUGAUGUAGCUCAUGUAAUGGGGUUCGUGUUCAAAUGGAAAUCGCUGAAGGACAAAGAUCACCCCUAUAUCAAACAGUUUUACCUUCAUUAUGUUGCUCUGCUAGUGGACACUCGUAGCGUAGAGGAAUUUCGGAGGAUUUUCCUUUGGAUAUGGAUCGUAGAGUUACAACCUUACGAUGACGCAAUGAUUUCAACGCCAAUGAUUACAUUGAGGGUAAAAGACGCUAAGAAAAAAUUAGAAGAGCAGAUCAGUGAUAAAAAAAAAAUUAUCAAAGAUUUGGAGGCUUCCAUGACCACGUACCUGGAAGAAAAUGAGAAUGAACCCAAACCCUUUGAAGAGGGUACAAGUGAAACAUCCACUCAUCAAUGGAUUAAGGAACUUAUGGAUGUAGGCGGAACAUCAAGUUUGUCAGGAGGGUCUGUUAAUGCAUUUUAUUUACCAGGGUUCGUGAAGGAUUUAGAACGUCUGGCCAAAGAAUUUCCACUUUGGACAGCUGCAGCACUCCCGGUCUANCGAACGUCUGGCCAAAGAGUUUCCACUUUGGACAGCUACAGCACUCCCGGUCUACGCAGGUGA